GAAGAAACUAUAAAAAACAAAGACAAUUAAAAAAACAAUGCAAAUACAGAGUACAAAUGAGUCUUUGAAAGAUCCUCCUAUGUUCGGCAAUCCGGGAGGGGGUGGGAAGGGAAUACGCCCAAAUCAACACAGCCAGCAACAACAACAACAACAGCAGCAGCAGGGACAACAGCAGCAGCAUCAUCAGCCACAUCAUCAAACACACCAUCAGUCACACCAGCCACAACAGGUCCAAUUACAAACGGCCUCAAUACACCACAGCAAUCAGCAGACGUCUGGGCAGGCGACCGGCGGUACAUCCCACUCCCAUCCACAUCAACUACAGACGGCGGCGCCCCCGCCCCACCAGCAAGCAUAUACGACGCAUCCUCAAGUGCCCUUCUUAUAUCACUAUCCGAUACACCCACAGGCGCUAAGCUCGACAGGUCCACACCAUCCUGGUCAGAGUACAAACAGUAAUGUUGGUGGAGCUCAGUUGGCGCCCUCACCUCCAACACACACAGCCGGCAGUGGUGGCGGCAACGGGGCACAGGGUGGUGGCGGGGCAGGCGGCAAUGGUGCGGGAGCUGUUGCGGCCAACAAUGCGUCAGGCAAUGCCAACACAAAUAUUGGGGCUGGUGUUGGCGGCCGCCAGGGCCAGGGUACACACUACCAGCCGGCGGGUACCAUCAUACAAACGAAUCUGCAGCCGCCCGCUGGCAAUCCUUUCAUGACGCAAUCUUUUCAGGUGCCAAUACCACAGCACAACACAGUAAUGAUGUACAAUGGUGCACUAACAGCUGCAGCGGCGGCGGGUCAGCAUUGUACACCCACAGCCGGUCACACGGGUCCCCUAUACCAGACGGCAACGCAAGCGCAAACAAAUGCAGCCCACCAACAGGCCACGCUUCACGGGCACUACUUUGCUAAUCAAACGGUGGCCGCUCAAGCUCCGACGAGCCUGCACAAUGCCCAGCAAAUACGAAAUAUGACUGUGUUGCCGCAUCAUCGCUUCUACUACAUGCAAAUGCCACCGGGAACCCGCAUCAGUAAUGCCCAUCAACACUCGGCGACAGGUAGCGGCAACUCGACGGUGCAUGUGGGAGCGCCACUACAAAAUACGGGAACACGGGGAGUGUCAGCGGGUCCCUAUGUCCAAUCACAGUACUGUGCACCUCCGCUACAAUUGGGUGCUACAACGGGCUUGGCAACGCAGGCGCCCUCCCUAAUGACUGCCACUGGCAUCAGUGGUCCGCCACUGGCCAAUGCCUAUAGCCAUUUGGCAGGUUCUACGGGUGCACCCGGUACAUCUUCCACACCACUUAAUCUGGCGGCGGGUAGUGGAUCAAUUGGUCUGGCCGCCGCAGCACCUGUGGCCGAUCUGACGAAAAAGCGCAGUAAAGCCGUGCCUAUCAUCGAUCCCGCCACAAUGGAAGAGAUACGAUUCGAACAACAAAAUAAGAGUAGUUCGUCGGCGGCCCUUGAAAUCAAACCUCCGCCAGAGGCUGAGAAUAGGCCGGCGAAAACGACAACAAUAACAAUGACUGCGCCACCACCCGAAACAACAAAAGGUUCUAACGAUAAAACGACAACCGCAACGGCGGCGGCGGCAGCGUCCGCGGCAACAACGACAACAGCAGCAACAACAACACCACAUGAUAACAAAGUGGUGGUGGAAACUUCCGGUGAUGGCGGCACUACACCUGCAUCUGAUGCUGCUGGUAAAGAUAAAAUCGAUCAGCAAAUGCAAACUGAGCCGGCAGCAAAAUCUGCUGCUGCUGUUGAAUCAUCCGUGGUGGUAGAUCCAGUGGCGGCGGCGACGGCCGUACAACCAUCAGUAACUGGCGAAGAGAAUGAUGAUACCGAUGCUGAAACACCAGAAUUGGAACAUGAUGAUGAUGAUGGUGCUGGUGUUGUUCCCGCAACUGUUCCUGAACCAACCAAACAACAAGUGGAGCAAAAGACGAAACAACCAGAAACGACAGCAGCAGCAAUUACAGCAAAGGAUUCCACAGAAACAGAAACAACUACCAAUACCGAUGUAACACCAGUGGCGCAAAUGGAAGAUGACGCCGGUGUAAAGAGCAACAACAACAAACAGCAGCAGCAGCAGCAACCUGUAAAAGGCAAUGUUGUUGUUGUUGAAUAUCAAAUGAAACAGUCAUCCCCAAUAGAAACUAACAAAAACUCCAAUAACAAACAACAACAACACCACCAAUCACAAGGCAAGAUGCCGCCAAGUUCCACCACAACAACACAACAAUCUACGACGACAAAAGAUGCUACAAAUCGAUCAACUGAAGAUCCAACAACAACAGCAAUUCCAAAUAAGAAGAAGGAUGUCGCCACCAGCGAGGAAAUUGUAACAACAACAGCAACAAACAAAGAACUAAACAUUUCUACACAAAAAACCACUACUACAACAGCAGCAACUAGCAAGGACCAACAACAACAAGGAAAAACCACAACAACAACCAAUACUAAAAUGGGAGCCAAUACAACCACUACACCAUCUAUUAGUAACGUAAAGAAGGGUGAAGCUACUUCGAAGGCAAGUAACAACAAUCCUAGCGCCGCCGUCACCGCCCCCGCUGCUGUUGCAGCUACGGCCGCCACCAAUGCUCUUGAUGCAGCCAACAAUGAUGAUUCCUUUAUUACUCAACAACAACAACAUCAACAACGUACCAAAGAUCAAAAUCAAAAGAAGUCGCAACAACAAAGGCCCCAACAUGAGCGCAGCAAUUCAACCGCCUCGAAUGCCAGCAGCAGCAAUAAUAAUAAAUCCUCCUCAGUUCCAUCAACCAAUAACAACAACAGCAAACAGGCGCCCCAAAGGCAGCAAUCAUCAUCAACAGCAGCAGCAGUAGCAACUAAGGAACCUCAAACUACUAGCACCACCACAGCUGCUGCCAGUACUACUAAUAAUAACAACAAUGUUGAUAAUUCCAAGACAACAGGUGUAGAAACUAAAGAUAAUGACAAACCCACUGCAGCUGCCGCCGUCCCCACGACCACCGGCAAACAUGUCAAAUCCCAAGAAAUUGUUGAACAAUUUAUACAACCCUCAGUGGCAGCUAAAUCGUCUGCUGCUGCUCCUGCCGCUGACACCAAGGGAGAAACCGAACAAAUUCAAUUCCUAAAUAGUUCCUCAUCGGCUUGUGAAGAAGAGGUGGUGAAGAAGCUCACUGAGACCAGCACUAAAUCGAUAACCGAUAAUGAAGCUACUGCCAUUAAAGAUGUACGUUUCGGUGACUUUAAAGAUGAUGAGAAGGUUAAAGAAGCCACCGUCGCCACCAAACCCACGGCUAGCUCUAAGACUGAAACAACAGCAGCUAAUACCAGCAGUGGUGCAGCCGCCGCUGCCACUCCUGCUGCUGCUGCUGCUGACAGCAAAACUCCAGAUAUGGUUGACAGCACCAACACUCAAUCCCAUGCUCGACCAGCUGUUGCUGCCGCAGCCUCAACCACGACCUCAAAAUCGGCCGCGAAAAUUUUACAUGUGGCACCAUCCAUACAGAAACACCCAAAAACUGGCAAAAGUCUAUAUCGUUAUUCUUUGGAUGAACUGAAACAAUUGGCCAAAUCCGAAGAAUCCCAGAAACUGCCAGUGGUGCCUUGUCAAAAGGGUGGAUGUAUAGCCGCUCUGUUUGUCUCCCGACCCAAUAAUCAAAAUCUGCCUCAUAUGCAACAACAAUAUCAACAUAUGAACUUUAACGAAUCUAUGGAUUUGGUGUCGGGCAAACGUGGUGGUCGCCCUCAGCGUAAACAUGAUCACAAUAUGACCGGAUCGUGUGGCAAUAUUGCCGGUGCCGGUGGUCCACCCGGUCCCGGUGGCAGUAUGGUUGGUACAACCGGUGGCAGUGUCAGUGUAACGGGUACCUCAUUUGCCCGGCCACGUAUGAUUCGUGUCAACCUCUCGUUGAACGAAGAAAUCAAAUUGAAUGAAAGUGAAAAUGCCUGGAAACCGGAAACGCUGCGUAAGAAGACUGGUGGUGGUGCCGGCAGCAAUUCGGAUUCAUCCAAUAAUCUUAAUGAUAACAUUGAAGCUGUGCUCAAGAAAGUACGUGGUGUACUGAAUAAAUUGACACCCGAAAACUUUGAAGUACUGCUGAAGACAAUGGUCUCCAUUUCAUUGGAUACAACGGAAAAAAUGCAACAAGUGAUGUUGUUGAUCUUUGAGAAAACCAUUAGUGAACCCAACUUUGCACCAACCUAUGCCAAAUUCUGCAAAGUUCUCUUCCAAGAAGUCAAACCGGAAAGUAAACAACUUUUCAAUACGCUCCUGAUCAAACGUAUUCAAACGGAAUUCGAAACGAACGUGAACAAUGCCGAUGCCAAGAAUGAAAAACUAAAACCAUUGAUCGAAAAACUUGAAGCCUGUACCGAUCCCAAGGAACGCCAAGAACUCCAGGCCGAGCUCGAAGACCAAGAAUAUCAAUUUAGACGUCGUGCCUGGGGUACCGUACGUUUUAUCGGUGAAAUGUUCAAAUUGCAAUCGUUGACCGGCGAUCGUGUCAUGAUGUGUAUCGAGUCAUUGCUGGAACACGGCAGCGAAGAAAAACUCGAAUAUAUGUGCAAGCUAAUGACCACUGUCGGUCAUCUGUUGGAGGCCAAAUAUUCGGCGGAGAAGAAUAUUACUCGCAUGGAUCGGGUAUUCAAUCGAAUCAACGACAUCAUCAAACAGAGCCGAUCGCAGAAGGAUAAUCACAAUAAGAUUAGCAGUCGUGUGCGUUUCAUGAUGCAGGAUGUGGUCGAUUUGAGGGCACGUCGUUGGGAUCAGACCUCAUCGCCAAGCACCGCACAAAGUGGACCGGCCAGUGUGAGUAGUGGCGGCAGCAGCAGCAUGUCCGGCAACAGUGGCUCACAACAUCAGAAUCGUCGUGGCAAUCGUGACGAUAAAAACAGCCGCAACAAUUACGACCGUGGUGGCAGCUCUCAGCGUAUGGGUGGUGGUGGCCGUGGUGAUUACGGCAACAACAAUCAAGGCCGUCGCAUGGACAACCGUGACAACUACUACAACAAGAACUCACAAAAGGGGCAAUACCAGCAAGAUCAAAGUCUGGACUUUAAGAAACUGAACUUCUCACGCGGCCUCGAAUCGGAAUCGUCAACCAAGCUGGGCAACAGUUCGCUGUUUAUGUGGCGCACCACCGGCCGCAGCCAGCAAGGUGGCCUCCUGCAGAAUGCCACAGCUCCACCAUUCGGAGGCAGUGGUAUGUCAUCGUCCGGCUCCCAGCAUUACAGUGGCUCCAGCAGCCAAUCCAACUCGGCCAACAACACAAUGAAGCGGCCAACCAAUCCCUUCCAGGUGUUGUCCACGCGCGAAUCCGACAACGAUCGUCAUCAAAACAGCGAUGUAGAACGGCCAUCGGCCUCGCAUACCUCCGCAAGCAGUAGCAGCAACGAAGGCUCCGACGACGAGGAUGAGAAAUCCGUUGUCAGCUACUCGGCCACCGAGGUGCGCAAGACGAUCAAUCUACUGGUCGAAGAGUACCUAGAAUGUGAUCAUAGCAACAGCUUUGCUUGGCAGGCCGUUGUCCUGGACAAAUGGCGUUCCCACACGCUGAAACAACACAUGGAAUUGCUGCACUGCCUGCUGAUGGACUACCUGCAUUUGCGUGAUGUCUCCCGCGACCAUCGGGCUGCGGCGGCUGCCAUUUUCUCCUACCUGCUGAAAACCAAGUCAUUCGACAAGAAGACCUUUGGCCGGGCCUACGAUCAGUUCGCCGAGGAAUUUGCCGAUGUGUUGGUCGAUGUGCCAAACGGCUGGACCUAUGUGUUUGAGUUUUUGGGCCCGCUGCUGUACGACGGUAUGCUGACGUUCAACGAUGUGUGGCGCUCCGACUGGAAGGAUGAUUUCCAUUUCACACAGAAGUUUGUCAAGGCGUUGAUUGUGUACUUCACCAAAGAAUUCGGCACGAAUUAUGUGCGCGACGUGUGGCACAAAGAAUUCAAAUUGGAUCGCGGUCAGAUCUUCACCAGCGACCAAAAGAAAUGGCAGGACUUUAUCAGCUCCAAUCAACUGCAGUACAUUUACGAUGCGAACGUGAAGCCGCCCAGCGACUAUACCAGUUGCGCCGGUCUCACUGUGGACAAGAAAGUCAAGCGAUUGGCGACACUGCUCAAGGGCCAGCGGGACAAUUGCGAUUUAGCCAUAGAUUAUAUCAAUACUAAUGUAAAUAUUAAUGACGAAUUUUUAAGACAAUUUGCACGUUUCCUCUGCUGUGAUUAUGCCACUGUGCUGGCGGCGACGACGAGUAGCAGUAGUAGUACAAAGAAAGAUAGCAGCAGUAGUGCGAAAACACCACAAGUCAAUGCUGAGAAAUUCCGCAAAAUCUGUGUACCGAUGUUGCGUUUGUGCAUCGAUGCUCAGGAGAAAUAUGAAUUGGCGUGUUUGGAUGCCGUACACGAUGGUUUGCAGUAUGAGUAUUCAGAUUAUGCGGCUGUCGAUGAUAUAACCUGCAAUAUCUUUGAUUUAUUAUACGAUUCAGAGGUGAUACCCAAGGAAUCGCUGGACAAAUGGUAUAGACAACGUAUAGCGAGUAGUAGUAGUGGUGGUAGUGAGGCGUCUAAAUCAAAAUCACGUCAACAACAACAACAACUGAGUGCUAAAUUCCAGGCCUAUUUACAAAAAAUGCUUUAA
Musca vetustissima is the source of this 6622-nucleotide messenger RNA. It is a transcript of the gene eIF4G2, whose product is annotated as eukaryotic translation initiation factor 4 gamma 1. The transcript is spliced from 8 exons. The record is from RefSeq and is a predicted model, not a curated record. The coding region runs from base 38 to 6622 and encodes 2194 amino acids. Gene Ontology annotation, cellular component: eukaryotic translation initiation factor 4F complex. Lineage: Eukaryota; Metazoa; Arthropoda; Insecta; Diptera; Muscidae. Gene Ontology annotation, molecular function: protein binding; mRNA binding; translation initiation factor activity.